CUGCAUCAUCUGAACUGAUGUCACAGCAUCAUGCAGCAGGUCACACAAGGCACCUCCUAGUAUUGCAUCUUACAGAUGUGCCGUAAACAUCAAAAGAGGAUGAUUUGAACAGGACAUGCUAUUUUUGAAAGAAGUAUGGUUUAGACUUUCACAUGUUAGCCAUGGAUGUAGCACUUUCUCCCAUGAGAACACAAGAACUGGAUCCGAUGCCAUCUGAUGCCUCUCCCAUGCUCAUAAACAUGACUCCUACAGUGGAACAAGAUGGGGAAGGGGAUGUCAUGAAGGACCUUGACUCUGGCCAGCAGUAUGAAAAGCCUCCUCCUCUACACACUGGGGCUGAUUGGAAGAUUGUCCUCCACUUGCCAGAAAUUGAGACCUGGCUUCGGAUGACAUCUGAAAGAGUCAGAGAUCUGACCUACUCGGUCCAGCAGGACUCGGAUAGCAAGCAUGUGGAUGUGCAUCUCGUACAGCUGAAGGAUAUUUGUGAAGAUAUAUCUGAUCACGUUGAACAAAUUCAUGCUCUGCUAGAGACUGAGUUUUCCCUGAAGCUUCUGUCUUAUUCUGUCAAUGUGAUAGUUGAUAUCCAUACAGUGCAACUACUCUGGCACCAGCUACGUGUUUCUGUCCUGGUUCUGAGAGAGCGUAUUCUCCAGGGACUACAAGACGCCAAUGGAAACUACACCAGGCAGACUGAUAUUCUGCAAGCAUUUUCUGAAGAGACUAAGGAGGAUCGCCUUGACUCUUUAACUGAAGUUGAUGAUUCUGGACAGUUAACCAUCAAAUGUUCUCAAAAUUACUUGUCCCUGGAUUGUGGUAUUACUGCAUUUGAACUAUCUGACUACAGUCCUAGUGAGGAUUUGCUUGGUGCUCUGGAUGAUAUGACCUCCAGUCAAGGGAAGGCAAAAUCAUUUGAAUCCUGGAACUGCAGUGAGAUGGAUAAGGAAUUUCCAGGACUUAUCAGAAGUGUGGGUUUACUUGCAGUAGCAACAGAUUCCAUUGCUCCCCAGUGUAAUGAAACAUUGAAGGAGAAAGAAAAUCCUGUACCUCUUUCAGCAGAAGAUGGAGAAGAAAGCAAAGACAAGAAAGCAUCACAUGACCUCUCACUAGUAUCUCCUUCUGCAAAUUCCUCUCUUUCUAAAGGUGAUUACUCUGAAAAUGGUGUUUUACCUACAGACAGCAAAGCAGUUUCUGUAUCAAAGAAUCCAGAAUGCAAUCUUCCACAGCACACUGGGGAAAAAAUCAAACACUGUGAAAAUUCAACACCUAAGAGGUCCAUAAGAGACUGCUUUAACUAUAAUGAAGACUCCCCUACGCAGCCUACGUUGCCAAAAAGAGGUCUAUUUCUGAAAGAUGAUGUGUUUAAAGAUUAUAUGGAAGCCAAUGGUCUAAAAAGGCAAAUCUCUCAAAUAGUUAAAAAUGAAAUGAGUAGAAGUACACCCUCAUUGUUAGAUCCACCAGACAGGUCCAAGCUUUGCCUGGCUUUACAGUCGCCCUAUACUAACAGCCCAUCUGCAGUUAGUCAGUCGUACGAUUGCUUAAAUACAAUAAGUGAUAAAAAUCUUGAGUACACAAUAAAUAAUCACUUUAAAGACAGUCCCAUAAUUCUAGGAAAGUCUACUUUCUACACUAGUAAAGAAAAAUCAAAGCACAAUAAGUCUCAUGAUUCUCCAGAGAAAGUGAAAACUGACAGAACACCUGGAAGUAUAUGUAAAACAGCUCCAUCAACACAAGGCAAGAAAAGAGGAUGUUCUCUACAGAAUGGGAUUACUUCUCAUAACUCUAAGUCUCUGGAGGAGACAGAAACAGAUUCUUCUGCAUCGUCAGAUUCUUGUAACCAGAGAGAUCCAAACGGGCAAUCACAAGGUAAAGCUGAGCCCUUCAGUUCAGCAACGCAUAGCCAAAAGAGUGCUUCUUCAGCUGGUUCUGAGCUUUCCAACUCAUCCCCUCUUCUACUGAGAAGAAAGAAAAAUAAAAGCUUAUCCUCAACACCACAUUAUACUCAAAAAACCAGUAAGGACAGUAGUGAGGUGUGGUAUGGAUCUGAUGAAUAUUUAGCACUUCCUUCACAUCUCAAAGAGACUGAAGUAUUAGCUUUAAAACUAGAAAAUUUGACCAAGUUGCUGCCCCAAAAGCCCAGAAGGGAAACCAUUCAAAACAUUGAUGACUGGGAGCUGUCAGAAAUGAACUCAGAUUCAGAAAUGUAUCCAACAUACCAGACAAAAAAGCACAAAAAAAGGGGCAGAAUUUCACCAAGUUCUUCAAGUGAUAUAGUAUCCUCCUUAGGUGACAGUAUUGAAUCUGGGCCUCUCAGUGAUAUUCUCUCUGAUGAAGAUCUUUGUAUGCCUGCAUCUUGCAUUAAAAAAUACAUUGAAGAAAAGUCAGAAAGAACUGCUGCCACUCAGCUCACUGGGAAUGAGACUUCUCCUUCAAAUAAAUCAGCUUUAAUUCAUCAACUGAUGCAAGAUAUACAACAUCAAGAGAAUUAUGAAACCAUAUGGGAAAAAAUUGAGGGGUUUGUAAGCAAGCUGGAUGAAUUCAUUCACUGGUUAAAUGAAGCCAUGGAAACAACAGAGAAUUGGACUCCUCCUAAAGCAGAUACAGACAGCCUUAAACUGUACCUGGAGACACACUUGAGUUUUAAGUUGAACGUAGAUAGCCACUGUGCUUUAAAAGAAGCAGUGGUAGAGGAAGGACGCCAACUUCUUGAGCUUAUUGUAUCUCACAAAUCAGAAGGACUGAAGGACAUGCUGCAGAUGAUUGCAAGUCAAUGGAAGGAACUACAGAGGCAAAUCAAACGGCAACACAGCUGGAUUCUUAGGGCUCUGGAUAUCAUCAAAGCAGAGAUACUGGCUACUGAUGUGUCUGCAGAGAAUGAGGAAGGGACUGGGAGCCCUAAGGCUGAGGUUCAGCUAUGCUAUCUGGAAGCACAAAGAGAUGCUGUUGAACAGAUGUCCUUAAAACUGUACAGUGAGCAGUACAACAGUAGUAGCAAGCGAAAGGAAGAGUUUGCUGAUAUGUCAAAAGUUCACACAGUGGGAAGUAAUGGCCUUUUGGACUUUGAUUCAGAAUACCAGGAGCUCUGGGAUUGGCUGAUUGACAUGGAAUCCAUCGUGAUGGACAGCCAUGACCUGAUGAUGUCAGAGGAGCAGCAGCAGCAUCUUUACAAGAGAUACAAUGUAGAAAUGUCAAUCAGGCACCCGAAAAAGAUGGAACUGCUUAGUAAGGUUGAAGCUCUGAAGAAAAGUGGUGUUUUACUACCAAACGAUCUCCUUGAAAAAGUGGAUUCAAUUAAUGAAAAAUGGGAACUGCUUGGGAAAACCCUAGGAGAGAAGAUCCAAGACACAAUGGUAGGGCACAGUGGGUUAGGUCCACGUGACCUGCUCUCGCCUGAAAGCGGCAGCCUGGUAAGGCAGCUGGAGGUCAGGAUCAAAGAGCUGAAAGGGUGGCUGAGAGAUACAGAGCUUUUCAUCUUCAAUUCCUGUCUGAGACAAGAAAAUGAAGGAACAAUGAAUGCUGAGAAACAACUGCAAUAUUUUAAGUCUCUCUGCUCUGAGAUCAAGCAGAGGCGCCGUGGGGUUGCCUCUGUGCUGCGAUUAUGCCAGCACCUCCUGGAUGAUCAGGAAACCUGCAACCUAAAUGCAGAUCACCAGUCCAUGCAGCUGAUAAUCGUAAACCUUGAGAGAAGGUGGGAAGCCAUUGUCAUGCAAGCUGUCCACUGGCAAACCAGGCUACAGAAGCGACUAGAAAAAGACUUGGAGCCCCUAAAUGUUAUUGAUCCCAGUUUGAUGGAUCUAAAUGGUCCAAGUGAAGAUGCACUAGAAUGGGAUGAAACUGACAUAAGUAAUAAGCUGAUCAGUAUUCACGAAGACUUAAGUGAUCCUGAUCAGGAGCUCAAGGAUGAUCUAAACCAGAAACCUGCUUCAGAAGAAUGUGGUGAUAAUGAUGUGAAUGAAGAUGAAAAUAUCAGUAAUCGUGGAAUUCCUCUUUAUUCUCCCAACAUUACUUCCCCUCCAAAUCCUCACAUCUAUCAGGUCUAUAGUCUUCAUAAUAUUGAAUUAUCAGAAAAAAAACAUAUGCCUUUUUUGAAAAAAACAUCCAGACUCUCGGAUGUAAUGCAGUCUAACAUUUUAAACAAAAGUCUUAGUAAAGACUCAUCAUUUUCAUCUACCAAAUCCCUGCCAGAUCUAAUAGGAGGGACCACAUUGGCAAAACCAUGUAACUACAUGUAUCAGAGUGGAAACAUAAGCAGGCAUUCUGAGAGUGAGAGUGGGAUAGUGAGUGAAUGUGAUACAGAAACUACUAAUAAUUCAGAAAUUUUUUUGCUAAAUGAUAUUGAAAGCAGUCAGAGUAAUCCUGAAAUAGGGCAUGUGGAAAGUCAAGUGGAUGAUGUAAUAAAACCAAAACUAAAGCAAGAUGAAGAAGAUCAUACUAGUCUUUCAGACGAUUUCCAAUUGGCUCCUUCUGCAUAUUGUGGAAGUGAAAAUGAUGAGAAUUUGGACAGCAUUACCAUGUCUAACCCUGGUUGUCUAGAAGAAUUGCAAGGAAAACAUGAAGUGUUUACAUUUUAUGAUUACUCAUAUCUUCAAGGCUCCAAAUUCAAAUUACCAGAGAUAAUCAAACAAUCACAGAUUGAAAAGACACAUACAGAGGGUAGUUUGUUUCAUGACUUUUGUUUUGACAAAAUACCUGGCAAAUCUGAACAUAGGUCUGGAGAGUCACAACCAGAUGGGUUUAUUCAUGAUCAUACCCUGGCAAAUAUCUGUGGAGAAUCAGAUCCCAAUUCCUGUAAAUCCACAGAAACUGUAAGAAAAUUACCUGUUACAGAGAAUAUAAGACAGGUUUCAACUUUAUCUCAUAGUUCUUCUUUAGAAUCUCUGUCUGUAGUAGGUGAUUUGUUCAGCUCAGGUAUUUUUAAAAGUGGAGAUGGUCUUCAGCGAAGCACCUCUUUGGAGAGCUGGCUGACUUCCUACAAAAGCAAUGAAGACCUUUUUAGUCAUCAUGGCUCUGGAGACAUAAGCGCAAGCAGUGAUUCUGUUGGAGAGCUCAGUAAAAGGACAUUAGAUCUUUUGAAUCGCUUAGAGAAUAUCCAGAGUCCUUCAGCUCAAAAAAUAAAGCGAAGCAUCUCUGAUAUAACACUCCAAAGUAGCUCUCAAAAAAUGUCUUUUACUGGACAGAUGUCUCUAGAUAUUGCAUCUUCAAUCAAUGAAGAUUCAGCAGCUUCUCUCACUGAACUCAGCAGCAGUGAGGAUCUUUCUCUCUGCUCUGAAGACAUUGUACUACACAGAAAUAAAAUACCAGAUUCAAAUGCAUCAUUUAGAAAACAUCUUAAUAGAUCUGUAGCUGAUGAGAGCGAUGUCAAUGUCAGCAUGAUUGUUAAUGUCUCCUGCACUUCUGCUUGUACUGAUGAUGAAGAUGACAGUGAUUUGCUUUCAAGUUCCACCCUUACCUUAACUGAGGAAGAGCUAGGUAUCAAAGAUGAAGAUGACGACUCCAGUAUAGCAACUGAUGAGGAUAUUUAUGAAGAAUGCAAUUUAAUUUCAGGACUUGAUUAUAUAAAAAAUGAACUCCAAACCUGGAUUAGACCAAAAUUUUCCUUGACAAGGGAGAAGAGAAAAAGUAACCUCAGUGAUGAAAUUCAGCGCAGUAAAGAAGUUUGUAAUGAGACAUCAAAAGCCACAGAUACAUUAAACAUUGAAACACUAUUGAAUGGUUCAGUACAGAAAAUAUCAGAAAAUAAUGGCAAUAGUAAGAAUAUACCGCGUGACCGUGAAAAAGGGACAAAGAGUCACCCAAUCAAAGACAUCUCUCAGGUUGUGAAGGAUCAGCUUGUGGAUGAUAUGGAGAAUGGCAAUGUUGAAAAUACUCUUGGCAGUCAAAAGGAAGGUCUUGUUAAAGUAGCAGCAACCCUCAAAACUCAUGCAUCACUUGAUGUCAGAGAAGCUGAAAAUGAAUGUGGUGUCUGUGAAGCAUUUACAGAUAGUUCAGAUGAUUCACAUAUGGAUGGCAAGGAGACUGUUCUGUCCUCAGCUGGAUCCAGAAGCUCUCCAAGAGAAUGUCAAAGUCAUCUUCAGCCUGAUCAUCACUCUGUUCCUUCCUCUCCUGCAAAAAAGCCUUGCCUUGAAUCUUCCUCAGAAAUUAAUUCUGUAGGUGUACAGGACACAGCUUUACAGCCAUCCUUACCUAAUUGUCAACAGCAUAGAAUAAACACUGAAAAAAUUCCUGAUUGCUGUGCAGCCUUGAAAUCCAGUGAAGUAGAAUGCAACGCAUCAGCCAAUGGUCUUGAUUUGUGCUGUAACUGUGAAUCGGCUGAUUUUGAUAAAAAAACCAUGGAAGAUGGCUCAGUACACAAUUUUGUGAGGGAGAUAAUAGACAUGGCAUCAACAGCUUUGAAAAGUAAGUCACAACCAGAAUGUGAGUCAUCUGCUCCAGCUUCAUUAGCGCAGAUCAAGGAAAAAGUGUUAGAACACUCUCACAGACCCAUCCAGCUAAGAAAAGGGGACUUCUAUUCUUAUCUUUCACUUUCUUCUCAUGAUAGUGACUGUGGAGAGGUAAUCAAAUACAUAGAGGAAAAGAGCAGCACUCCUGUGCCACUGGAUUUCACAGAUGAGAGAGAAAAUAUUGAAUGCUUCUUUGAAGCCUGUCCUGAGGAAGAACGGGUUGAGCAGCAGCAGCAGUCUAUUUCUAAUGGUUCUUCUGAAGCACAAGUAGAGCAGCAGCAACCUAUUUCUAACCCUAUUUCUGAAACAUCUGUGGAGUCACUAGGUGAAGUGGGUCCAGAGUCAUUAGAAGUUAAAACUUCUUCUGAAGGUAGGGAUUUAUCUUUCUUAUGUGGGGAUGGCAAUGAUAUAAAUGUUCCAAAUACUAACAAACAUUGUGCAUCAAGCAAUUUGAAAAAUGCUGAUGAUAAUUUGCUGUUUUCAGAUGGAAAAACUGAAAGUUUGGAAAAGAAUUCUCCAGAAAUUAGCACUAAAGAGAAUAGUGCAGGAAAAUCACCUGGAACAGCAGAGAAAAAAGGAUGUGUUGCUGCUUCUGAAGAGGCUUCAGCUACAGAGUUUCAGAUAAAGCUUGGCCAUUCACAGAAAAAGGAUUUUUUGCAUCAGAACAGAAAAACUCUUACUUGUGAAGAAAAUCUCCUGAAACUUCAUAAGGACAGACAUAUAAAUAUGCACAGAUAGAAUGUAACCCUCUCCAGGCACAUAGAUUAUUCUAAAAACAGGUAUGUACUCUACAAGUUGCACCUUUUUUUUACUUUUUUUUUUUUUAAACUUUUUUGUACAAUGAAAGUUGAGUCAUCAGCCGGGGCUUCUGUUUCAUGAUAGUGCUAUAUCAUUUGUUUUGAUUACACUAUAAUCCCAGUUUACAUGCCACUAGUCAACAAAUGCAGUGAAUACUAAUUGCUUUUUGCCCUUUGGCUUUGCACUGACUGGAGCUGCUCCCUUCUGGAACAAGUCUGCUAUCUUGCAGAACCUGGGAAUUCUUCAAACAUAAUAUAUCAGCCUCCUUUCCAUCCUCAGCUGAGGGAACCAGAAACCAGCUCUGCUCAUUGAUGCCUUUCUCUGCAGUCAGCUGGUCUUAGGAGGAAUUCAAAAGCAUUUGAUGAAGCUGAACUUCCAGUUCUACAAGAACUAAUUUAUUUAACUAGUGAGUUCUACAAUAUUUCCAGACAAAUCAUGAAGAAUGGCUAAGCAGACUGGAGAAUAGAGAGAUAAUAAGUCAUCUCUUGUUGUCAGUUUACCAUGCUCUAAAUUCAGUAAGCCACUAUUAAGAACACAAUUCUUACAACACAGUGUUAGGCCAAAAGCUGAGGUUGCCAAAACAACAAAUCUUUACAACUUCCUGAAAGUGUAUAAUGUGAGGGUAAUGGAGAUGGAAACUGAUAGUCAACCAGCAGUACUGCAAUCUUUGGUUCUAUUUUGUGGUAAGCAUUUUGAAACAUGUAUGAGAUGGUGGAACCUAAGGUAAAAAGGUGGUCCUGAUCUCUACCAAAGUUUGAAAGUGGUUCAAAUCUGGACUUUCUGACCUCACAUAAAUGUCGAACAAUAACUGCACAUUUAACAACAGAUGAGGAUCUCCAAAGCAACUUUUGGAUCAGCUCCUAGCAUGCAGCACUGCUCCUUUGAGUCUCACUAGUUUGGUGACCCAAAAGCCAGCACAGCUCUAUCAAAUGCACUAGUCUUUGGAAACACUCCUCCAGUAGACCACAGCCAGAAUGGCAACUCAAAUGCCAAUCCAAUUCCAAAUGCCACUGCUUGCCAGAAGCUGUAGCAAGGGAAUUUCAAUAAAACACAAGGCUAAGCAUGGGACAGGUUUCCCUGAGAAGUUCUUGAAUCUCCACCUGUGGAGAUUUUCAAAAUUCAAGUGGAUGUGGCCCUGAAUAUUCUUUUCUACCUUUGAAAACAGCCUUCCUUUGAACAGGAGGUUGCACCAGUUGAUGUUCAAGUUUCCUUCCAACCUAAGUUAUGCUAUGAUUCCAUGAUGUUGCCAGGAGAAAAGGCUGUUAUUCAUCACUGCCCACGGAAACCAUUAGUACUCUCCUGUUGCAAACCAUGUAGCUGUAGCAGAGGAUCUCAUCCAAUUUAUAAAAAAAACAUUUCUUUGCUGCUCUUAGAGAUCUAACUUCCUCAUUUUUGAUUUUGGUGUGUUGUAUUACUAUGCUUUGGGCUUUUCAUUUAUUGGUUGUUUACCCAGCAUUCACAUUCAUGUAUAUAUAUCUAGCAAAGCCUUUAGGUUAUGACAACAAUAGCUUGCCGCUAUCUCAACACAUCUCUGACUAAUGCAUUAUCUUGGAACCAUCAUAGCAAAGAGGAUAUUUCUGGAAUGGCUUUGAAAUAGGCUAUCAUGACCUGCUGAUUACCAAUUAGGUUAAUACUUGGACACAUCCAAACAACUGGAGAAGUAAUGGAAAUCAACUAUGAAUUACAAAAGUCAUAGAUGAUACUAUGUAUUCUAGAAUUAAAUUCAAUGGAUUAGGUGUAUAUAAAAGCCUCUAUCUGGAAAUUGAGAUGAUGACAAAAGUCUGAGGUUGUUAACUGAAAAUGAUGUAAACAUAAGCUUUCCAAGUUACUGUUUUAUUAGUUUUCUUAUUUUUUCCACUCAUUUUUAUAAUAUUAUUUUGAGGAAAAAUGCUUGCUGUAGUGAGUGUGAUUUUAUCCUUGUUCUCAUUCUUUCACUGAUGAAGAUAAUGACAUGUCUUUUCAAUUUAUCAAUACUUUUCCUCUGAGGAUCUCAAAAUACUGCAUAAACUUACCUCACUCUUCAGAACUUCAUAGUUACUUGCAUGAUAGCCAGAUGGUUUUAUUUAUAAGACUGGAUAUAAAAAAUAUGCAGUUUGUGUGAGGACUAAGAUUGGACAUGCAGAAUAGAUUUAAUAAUAAAUGUCCCACAAUGCAAUAAAAUAUAAUGCAGAAUCUGUAUACAACAACUUAAUAGGGUUAUGUUAUAGCUUCCACUUUUGCCCAGGGGUUAACAUAUUAUUUUAAGAGAACAAAGCCCUUCACACUACAUUCCCACCUUUUCUACACAGGAAGAUACACUGGUUCUUAACUUGUACAUAUAGCAUUACUUCCUUGGGAACUAUGUACUGUAUCAUUCCCAGUAGUAAAGUUCUAGAAUACAUAUAGUUUAUCUCUGACACACCAAAAAUAAAAAUAUGAGCUGCUAGGUUUGGUUUCACUAAAGUCUGAGCUCCCUUCCCCCAUUCACAAGCUUGAUGCUUUAACUUCAUCUCUCAUGCUAUGGGGAAUGAAUUACAGAAGCAAUCUAUCCUAAUUUGUUAACUUAUUCAAAUAACAGUUAUUAUACUUAACUAUGCUAAAGAUUAUCUUUUUGGUGGCAGAUUGUUUAUUUUUUGAUGAGGCUAAUUACUGAUUUUCCAAAGGUAAUUUACAUUUAUUACUAAUACAUCUUUUAAAAUGUGACAGAUAAAUGUUGUUCCCAUAAGUGUAUUAUGAAAAAAGUUACUAUUUAAAAACACAUUAUUUAAUUUGAAAGAUAAAUGGCAAACACCAUUAUUUUUCCUGAAGCACCUGUGCUGUAAGCUCAUUUAAAUGUGUAAUUCCAUGUGUAGCUGCAAUACUUAGAAAGAAAAAAAUCUAUAGUAUAUGUGUACCUUAAAUGUAUAAUGAGAAUUCAAAGCUGAAAAAGGCAUGGUUUCAAAUGUAGGUUGAUUUUGUACUGUUUUAGUAUUUACUUUGGCUGUACAGGAGAAUAAAACUAAUAGUGAAUAAAUAUUUUUGUCAAAUAUUGCAAUCCCGUUGUUUAACAGUGUGCUACAAAAAAAAAAACCAAACCAUUGUGGGAAAAUUAUAACAAUUCUAUGGGCAGGCUCAAAAAUAUCUCUGACAGCACUGACUAGUCUUUCACAUGAGCCAACAUGGAGUUCUCCAACAGAGGUGCUCAUAAAACUAUGCUGAUUUUAUUUCUCAGUUAGGGGUCACCUUGAAAGAUCUAUCUGCACAUGAGAUCAUGUGAUCUUCUGCUGUCACUGUGACCCAUGACUCACCAACUGGGAUGGGAACUUUCAGUUACAAAUUCAAUAUGCAUAGAGAUCAAUACAUUCAGGACAUUUAUGUGUUUUAUCCAAAGUAUUUUCCAGAGGAUGCCUUAGAAUUCUGGGUGUAAUCUGUUAGUUCUUGCAACUAAAUCCAAAAAGCUAUUUCCUUACUUCUGUAAUUUAAAUUUAGGUUUUAACUUAAUUUAAGGGAAAAAUAAUUUACUUGCACUUAAGAAAACUAAAUUGAUUUUAUCUGACAGUGCUGCAAUAUUAGAUAGAAUAUUCUGCCACUUAUUAUCACCAGGAGAAACCCAGCACUGAUGCUCAAAGAGCCUGACUGUUAUUUCCUGCUCAGCAAUAGAUUUUUUGUAUGACUUUUUCCUUCCUUGUCUCAGUUUUUUUAGCAACAAGAUAAUGAGAAUAAUGAUCAAUGAGACCUAUGAAGAAUAGCUUAUUUACUUAAAAGUAUUUUGAGAUCCACAGAUAAAAGAUGGUGCAUAAAUGCAAAGGACUGUUAGCUAUUUAUUUACUACAGAAAAAAAAAAAAAAACAAGUUUACAUAAUAGUUAUUAUAUAUUAAUUUACUUUUAGAGACUGGAACUACAAUAAUAAUCUAAAUGUUUGCUUACUUUUUUUUUCCCUAGAGAUUUUUAUAGGGAAGUAAAUAAUAUAAAGUUUCUUUAUAGAGUUUAAAACAGUCUGACUUUUUAGCUCCUUACAAUACCCGAUUUUAAAAAAGCUAAAUAAAGAGAGAAUCAUGUAUUGAAAUCUAUGAAUUACAUAAUUUUUGAAAAACUUGACAUAAUCCAUCAGUGAGACUUUUCUUGCUCAUGCCAGAACUGUAGAAAGCUUUUGAUACAAUCUUCCCCUUUAUUCAGAUCAGUUCUUCAUUAAUAUCUAAACAGAUGGUUGAGCUUUUCACUAUUUUCAAGUAAGUGUAUUUCUUGUAUAAAUGGGGAGGAAUGUGGUCAGUUACAGCAAAGAAGAUCAAAGGAGAUGGUAACUGGAUAGAUCCAGAUAUUCCUGCUUAACUUGGAAGGCACAUAAUGCAUGUCUGGAGUGCCUCCUAGGAAAUGCCUAUGAGAUGUACUUUGCACUAAUCUUUGAGCUGUAUUCUGACAGUUAUUUUUUCAUAAUUCUCAUCAUAAGCCAAUGCUCUUUGUUGAAUAGCUUAACUCUAAACUCUGAGCUGGAUAAUUCUGUAGUAUGCAAAUUCAACUCAUUGCUGGUACUAGAAAUGUCUAAAUAGCUAUUUACAAUUUAAAAAUGCAAUGAUGACACUGACAAUUCUAUUCACAGACCACUUCUGUGACAAUCUUUUCCUCCUCUCCAUUGAAGUCCCAUUAUAUAUGUUUGCACAAAUAUUAAAAUAAUUGUUGGAUAGAUCUUUUUGUUGCUUGACUUUUGAAAAUUUCUAUGUUUUCAUUGGUUGGUGCACUUCUGAGUGUGCUGAAGGUAAGUUUGCAGGUAAGGAUGAAGACAAAUCCAGGGAAAAGGUCUGAUGUGAUGAAUACCCUUGUUUCUUUAGAAAAACAGUCUUUAGGAAAAUCAGUGACUUUUCUACAUCAGUUCAUUUUUUUACACUAACUUGUACCUCAGGCUAUUAAUAGUCAUUGUUUGCUUACUGUAUGCUUCUGCAUUAAAGGCUCUGGCAUGUGACCAUUAAUGGCUAUCUAUUAUUGUUCUGGAAGACCUAUGUUUGGAAAAUAAAACUUCAUUUUCUGUAACCUACUAUUACUUUUUUGUUUCCUUUUAGAAACUUGGCUGCAAUUCAGGUGCAGGUUCAUCCUGUAAACCCUGGGAUGACCUCCAAUUCCAUUGUAUCACUGCCUUUCAUUAGACUGACUCCCAAGACAAUUUUUUUUUCCAAAUGUUGUUUGUCCAUGUUGGCUUUGUGGUCAGGCUGCAUAUGCUAUUCCUAUUUCAGUGAUCAUUUCUUUUGUAGCAAGGCCAUUUGCUUUCAUAUGGAUUCCACUCCCAAGCUACCUCUAAUGACCUUCCCUUCCUAAAUUGGAUGCUCCUGUGCUACUUAUCACUGGUUCUGUUCGUUAAAGUUCUAUAGAAUUCACGAUCAGCCUGGUUCAUCUUUUCAGAGUUGUACCUGUCAGUACUCUUCUAUUUUAUGUAACAAAUUUAAUAUUUAUCUGUAUAAUGCAUAAGUUUAUUGAAACUAUUUUGCUUUUAAAGUGACUAUUUUGUUGGAUUGCAGCAAAAAGAAGUCAUUGGUCCUCCUGAUUCAAUACAUCUAAAAAUUAAGCAAUUAAAAUAAAUGGAAUUUUAUUUAUUGAAUUUAAAAAUUUAAUCUAUGCAACACUUCAAGAAACAACUACAUAGUGUUGUAUAUUAGAAACUGUUGACAUUCUACUGAAUUAAGUAUUGCAUUUUGGGUUUUUAUGCUUCUUGAGGUGGUAAUGAGAAAAAAAGUUUUUAAAAAAUGUGUGCCUUGCUGUAUUUCUUAUACCAUUUAUUAAAAAGCUGCUUUCACAGUAAAAUUAUGUUGGUUUGAAAGGAGGAAAUAGCAAGGUUAAGAUGUGUGAAUAAUUUCUGUAUAUAUGUAUAACCAACUGCAAACAUUGAUGUAUAAUGACAGUAUAAAAUGCUUUCAUGUUUGUGAUGUCCAGUGAUGUGGAAAUUAUAAGCCUUAAAAUCAUUAGAUUGCAUGGUAAUUAGAAUUGGCAUAAUAAACAUAGUUUACUGGGGAAAAAAUAAA
Messenger RNA from Corvus hawaiiensis (hawaiian crow), 13202 nucleotides. RefSeq names its product A-kinase anchoring protein 6 (gene AKAP6). NCBI's taxonomy places the organism in Eukaryota, Metazoa, Chordata, Aves, Passeriformes, Corvidae. Gene Ontology annotation, molecular function: transmembrane transporter binding; protein kinase A binding. Gene Ontology annotation, cellular component: perinuclear region of cytoplasm; sarcoplasmic reticulum. The transcript is spliced from 13 exons. The record is from RefSeq and is a predicted model, not a curated record. Bases 153 to 7175 code for a protein of 2340 amino acids.